This is a messenger RNA of Thyridium curvatum, 1608 nucleotides long. RefSeq lists its product as uncharacterized. NCBI's taxonomy places the organism in Eukaryota, Fungi, Ascomycota, Sordariomycetes, Thyridiales, Thyridiaceae. Bases 1 to 1608 code for a protein of 535 amino acids. The record is from RefSeq and is a predicted model, not a curated record. The transcript has 5 exons.
AUGGUACGAGAACUUCCUCCGGGAUACCUCCCCCGGCCUCACUGGCCCGUGGACAGAUUUCCUCCCGACCCUAUCGAGAGCUACCGAUAUCAUCAUCAUGAGCAGCAAGACUUCAGGGGUCCUCCCAUGGGAAUCGAUAGGGCGUUGAGAGAACAGUGCAAAAUCCCGGCGAAAUAUUACUUUGUCGCCGCCGUUCUGGACGAUGGAACUGAGGUGACAUUCUCAAGUCCUAACAGGUCUCAGGAAGGCCUUGUCCCGAAAUUCUUCAAUAUGCAAAGAUGGGUCCAGUGGACCACUCAUGGAUCGAAUGCUACCAGCCCGCUUGUCGAGGAGCCAGACCUCGGCACUGAGGAGUAUUCUCGCCCAGCCCAUUCAGAAUACUCGAAUCGCCGCGCGUAUGACCGGCGCCGGGUACAUCCCAGUGACGCAUUCGAUGCCCAGCGAAAUCGCAAACGACCGAGGGCCGUGGGAUUCCAUCGCGAUUUAGACCUUGUUGAUGACGACCCGGCUCCUAUCGUCAAGGCCAAAAAAGUUUCGAUCAAGAUUGGCGACUCGAAACAAGUCUGGGAUCUCUAUGAUCAGCAGCGUGUCUACCUUCUCAACCACAUUCUAGGGAUGAUAGUGCAGCCCAAUGCGAAACAGCAUCCCGAUAUCCAGAAGCUGAACCUCAAUGUUGAAAAGCUUCAGGCUGCAACCGACGAGGCGUUGUCCGCUUUCUUCUUGGACAAGGACAACCCUAACAACGGCAAGAAGAAGCCAUAUCUCAAGGAGCUGUUCCAUGUCGCGCGGUUCGAGGAAAGAUACAGGAACGGGGAGAUAGAUGGUGACACCGACGUCUGGGUUAUGGCUGAUGACAAGACGCCGGAGAGUUACCAGUCCGACAACGAGGACAGCACCCCCUCGAGAGAGGAGGAGGAAACCGAGCCAGUGUCUAUCACCGUCCCUUCCACAGUGUCGCCGCAAAGAACCAACGGUACCGCACUGAUGCCUGCCCCUGCCCCUGCCCCUGCUCCCGCUCCCAACGAACACGACCAGAACAACAACAUGCAGAAUGCUUCUUUUCUAACCGACUUACCUCACCGCGGGCAUCCCUACCAAACCCCGAUGCUUUCCACGAAUCUCAACACUGAUCAUCACCCGUACAUGGAAGGCGGAGCGAUGGGUGUCAACGGGCCUGGCUCCAUGCAUGCGCCGCCUGUCAGUAUGGCUUUGCAAGAGAUUUGUCCCAACCCACACGACUCAAGUCGCCGGGGCUCCCUUUUCAACACCUCUGCAGACUUUGGCACGCCUACUACGCCAGCGAUAUACCAGACUUGGCAACAGAGCACCACGGCUCCCACAAAUUCCCCGAUGUACUCUUUCACGCCGCAGCAACAAACUCCGAACACUGGCCCGUUUGUCCCUCAGGCCACGGUUCCACCGUACAUGGGUCCGCCAUUUGAUAGCCUGCCGCGCGCCGGAUUCGAUCCCUCGCAAGAGAGCCUGUUUCGCGGCACAACCGUUUCAUCAGCGCCAGUUCACACACAAGGUUAUCCGAUGUCCCUCCCGCAUGAUCACAGAGGCUUGCAGGGCCAGAAGACGGAAGCACAUGGCCGGGGGCUGCAUUGA